GUCAAAAUAAACAAACCCCGGUCUACUAACCUCAAAAUUGAAAAAAAAAUGUCAAGAAUUUAGGCCUAUAUCUUAUAAUUAUGACUUCUCACGGAAAAGCGGAAACGGAAAAAUUAAAGCAAAAUCUGGAAAACCAAUUGGACAGAUUAGUAGAACAAUUAAAAGAUUUAGAAAAUUGCAAAGAUGAUUUAGACAAAGAAGAAUAUGAAGAAACCAAAAAUGAAACUAUGGAACAACUCAAAGAACUAAAUGAUAGUUUGAAAAAACUAGUAAAAGGGGAUAUUUCCCUUAUAAGUACCUUAAGUGCUGUGCAAUUGGCUACACAAGCUGCUAUAUCCAAAGCGUUCAAAACUCCUGAGGUAAUUAAGCUUUUUGGUAAAAAAGAACCAAAGCGAUUAAGGGAAAGAUUAUCAGUAAUAGAUGAAGAAGUCAAACUCAACAAGCUUAGUAUGGAAGCAAGAGAUAGACAAAAGGCUGAAAUUUUGACCGCUCUUCGACAAUUAAAUGAACAACUAACAACAGAAGAACUCAGGUUUUUGGAGAAGCACAAUCACAUAACCAAAGCAUUUUUAGAAUUUAAUUUUGUAGAAAUGCCAGAUGACGAAUAAAUAUUUUUUUAAUGCUUC
Molecule: messenger RNA, 626 nt
Organism: Diorhabda carinulata
Lineage: Eukaryota; Metazoa; Arthropoda; Insecta; Coleoptera; Chrysomelidae
Product: protein LZIC-like
Exons: 4
Coding region: 81-608 (175 amino acids)
Molecular function (GO): beta-catenin binding
Source: RefSeq, a predicted model, not a curated record